Canis lupus familiaris (dog) is the source of this 639-nucleotide messenger RNA. RefSeq names its product RNA polymerase II subunit J (gene POLR2J). Gene Ontology annotation, biological process: transcription by RNA polymerase II. The transcript has 4 exons. The coding region runs from base 106 to 459 and encodes 117 amino acids. NCBI's taxonomy places the organism in Eukaryota, Metazoa, Chordata, Mammalia, Carnivora, Canidae. Gene Ontology annotation, molecular function: DNA binding; protein dimerization activity. The record is from RefSeq and is a predicted model, not a curated record. Gene Ontology annotation, cellular component: RNA polymerase II, core complex.
GCCGUAACCCGGAAGCAGCCGCUAACCCGGAAGAGGUGGCGUCGUAGAGGGUCCUGCAGGCGUCGGGGGCGGCCCUGCGGCUUCGGCUGCGAGUGCGGCGCUAGGAUGAACGCCCCUCCCGCCUUUGAGUCGUUCUUGCUCUUCGAGGGCGAAAAGAAGAUUACCAUUAACAAGGACACCAAGGUACCCAAUGCCUGUUUGUUUACCAUCAACAAAGAAGACCACACACUAGGAAACAUCAUCAAAUCACAGCUGCUGAAGGACCCCCAGGUGCUGUUUGCUGGCUACAAAGUCCCCCACCCCCUGGAGCACAAGAUCAUCAUUCGAGUGCAGACCACACCAGACUACAGCCCCCAGGAGGCCUUCACCAACGCCAUCACAGACCUCAUCAGCGAGCUGUCCCUGCUGGAAGAGCGAUUCCGGGUGGCUAUUAAAGACAAGCAAGAAGGCAUCGAAUAGUGGGCUGGAGGAGUCUUGUUUGGCUGGUUCCUACCCUGCACUGGAACCUUCUCCGGGCUUCCAGUAGAGGCGAGCAGCUUCCCUGGCUUCAGGGACAUCUUGUUGAGCUCCUCCCCCCAGAGUUGGUGUGUCCUGUACACGGAGUGUUUUACCUUCCUAAUAAAGACCUGGCUAUGGGAA